Drosophila albomicans is the source of this 1350-nucleotide messenger RNA. Its product is annotated as purine nucleoside phosphorylase. Gene Ontology annotation, cellular component: cytoplasm. The record is from RefSeq and is a predicted model, not a curated record. Bases 88 to 1155 code for a protein of 355 amino acids. The transcript has 2 exons. NCBI's taxonomy places the organism in Eukaryota, Metazoa, Arthropoda, Insecta, Diptera, Drosophilidae. Gene Ontology annotation, molecular function: purine-nucleoside phosphorylase activity. Gene Ontology annotation, biological process: nucleoside metabolic process.
UAUUCGUUUGACAAUUCAUUCAUUUUGAUUUAGAAAUUCCAAAAACAAAAGAGGCAACAAAAUUCCAACGGAUUCUUGUGGGCAAAAAUGUGCAAUCAUGAUUGUUGUGCCAUGAAGACAGCGCUGCAGUUGCGAGAUCUGAAAAAGAUGCUGCAAAAGCAACUGCAGCAGGAACUCGAGAAUCCGCCAAAGAAAAUUCUAACACCGCCAUCGCUGCUGUACAGCUAUGAAAACAUUGAAAUGAUUGCGAAUUUUAUCAUGAGCAAAACACGAACAAGGCCCAAAUUUGGCAUAGUUUGUGGCUCGCAUUUGGCCAUGCUGACGAAGGUGAUUGAGCAUCCCAUCGUAAUUGAUUAUGCGGAUAUACCAAUGUUUCCCAAAUGCACAACACACGGCCAUCGAGGCAAACUGUAUGUGGGCACCGUGAGGGGUGCGACGGUGAUUGCGAUGCAGGGUCGAUUCCAUUACUAUGAGGGCACUCAAUUGGCCGCUUGUUCGAUGCACGUGCGCGUAAUGAAGUUGUGCGGUGUCGAGUAUCUGUUCCUCUCGUGCUCAUCGAGCAGUGUCAAUGCCAACCACAAAGUGGGCGAUGUGCUUCUAAUUAAGGAUCAUGUCAACAUGUUUGGCCUCUUUGGCAACUCCCCGCUCAAUGGGCCGCAUGACGAACGCUUCGGUCAACGCCAUUUGGCCAUGGUGAAUGCCUACGAUCGCAUCCUGCUGCGAAAGGCCCAAGAGAUUGGCCACGAGAUUGGCAAUGAGAAGCACAUGCACACUGGCGUCUAUGCCUGCUUCGGUGGUCCAGCCUAUGAGACCGUCGCUGAGCAGUUGCUGCUGCGAAAACUUGGCAUCGAUGCCGUGGGCAUGUCGCAAGUGCACGAGGUGAUUGUUGCUCGCCAUUGCGGCUUGCGUGUCUUUGCCUUCAGCUUAAUCAGCGUACCGAGUGUGGAGAACAGCAAAUUUGCCGACAGAAGUCUCGCGCCUGGACAACAGUUUGCCAAAGAGCUGGUCGUUCGCUUGAUUCACGCGAUUGAGAACGGUUUGAUUGAGACGCCAAUUGGCACCGAUAAACUGAUUCACUCUCAGACAGGAUAUGCGGAGGAUGCGUUUCGAGCUGCGGAUGCCACGUUAAUAAUAAAUCGCAAACCAGAAGUGUAAUUGAUAUUGAUAGCGUUAGAAUUGUGUGUUGUGUAGAGUGACUUAACGUAUACGUAAUAUGGCAGCAUCGCGUAUACGCAAUGUGCACCACACCAUGCAAUAUCACACCUUGUUGCCGGGCAACUGAAACACUAAUGAAAUGUACAAACACAUUGACAAAACACGCGCUGUUUUCCUCUGAGUAGUUUUUUUUUG